GCUGCCGCCCACUGACGGCGGCGGUGGCUUUUUAUCGCUUCCCCGGCGGCCGGGCAUAAGAUUGACGACAGAGUUCGAUAGCGACAGCUCGAUAUUCUUCAACAAGAUUUCGUGCAAGUUGUUAGACAGUCUCGCGAAGCUAAAGCUAUCGUUCCAGAACAACGACAAGGGCGAGAUCUCCGAGCCCCAAUUGGCUCUCACUUCCAAGUACCUCUCACUCCACUACGAUCUCGAAGAACACAACGCUCUCAUCAAGAGCUCCUUUGACGUUGGCCCUGCUUUGCACUUGAGAGCUGCUCAUGAUGUCAAGGCACAACAAGGAGAGGUGGCAAUUGUUGCAGAUCUUGCCGGUCCUGCCUACAAAUUUGAACUGGUAUCUGCUGUUCCAUCUGUUGGCCUGCCAAAAGCCACCUUUAAUUUUCCUCUUGGUGAAAUUUCAUUGGAGGAGAAAGAGGAGGAGGAAGUGAAGAAAAUGUUGUCAAUAAAUGGAAUCGUCAAAGGUCAUCUCUUGAAUGGGGUUUGCACUGCUCAAUACGAGGAUGAAAACAUAAAUCUAAGAUACUUGUACAAGGUUGGAGAUGAAUCUGGGAAGGCAAAGACGGCUCCAAUGAAAGCAAAAAUCCAGUUCAUGCUGCAAGUGCCGCAAGAUGAUAUUAAAUCAUCGGCCUUGAUGUUCCGUGUGAAAAAGAGGUGGGAUAUUUGAGUCUGUUCACUUGCCUAAUGGCUCCUUUGUUCUCUCUGAUGUAGCAUCGGCGGGACAAUUGUUGUAAUGAUAACAUUUCCCUGAGAAACAAGGAUAUAUGUCUGGCCUAUAAAUUAAUUUACAUCUCAAAAGUAUUUUUUUAGGUUACAGUUUAAUACCAACUUAAUAUAGAAGGCUGGAUAAUUGGGUCGCAUUAACAGAUAUCAAAGAACGUCUGGAUUGUCAUUGUUGGAUCUGUUAAUUUCGGAUUUGGAUUCAGAAUGGGAUUUUUUGAAUCCUGUCUGAAUCUAAUCCAUUGACAUGCAAAAUCUAGGUUUUCAUUCACUGUUGGUGUGCAAUUUAUGUAUAAAAAAAAUUCAAAUUCAAAUUUAAAAAAGUGAUGUUUUACAGAGAACUCAGAGUAGGUUGAUAUAAAAAUACCAUGAGAUCAAUUGUGAGACUGAAAACGAUGUACACAGAAAAACCGACCGUGUUAAAUGGCUCUAAGAAUGUUGCAGUGUUGUGUUUCUUCAAUGGGUUUUCUAGGGUAGGAUAGUUUUUGUAUUGUAACUGAAUGACAUUAAUAUUUAAUUUUGUUUUAGAAUGAAUGUAAGACAUUUUGUUUUAAGUUGUAAUAGUUAUUACAUAUUCCAAUU
Camellia sinensis is the source of this 1338-nucleotide messenger RNA. The record is from RefSeq and is a predicted model, not a curated record. NCBI's taxonomy places the organism in Eukaryota, Viridiplantae, Streptophyta, Magnoliopsida, Ericales, Theaceae.